AUGACGGUCAUCUCAAUAAGGCACAACAAGGUCAAGAAUGUCCCAUUUGACUUUACUAAGUUUGAGCUCCUUGAAGUUGCUGACUUUACACACAAUGGAGGAACCUGUGACACAAUGUUCUUUAACUUCCCACCUUAUGAUGAGUGGUAUAGUAAGGAAGAACAGAAGAAGUGGAUACAGGAACUGCCAGAUUUUCAAAAGAAGAUUGAGGAGACAUGCCGCGGUUAG
Molecule: messenger RNA, 228 nt
Organism: Chironomus riparius
Lineage: Eukaryota; Metazoa; Arthropoda; Insecta; Diptera; Chironomidae
Source: the annotation of a GenBank genome assembly